Messenger RNA from Meleagris gallopavo (turkey), 1216 nucleotides. The record is from RefSeq and is a predicted model, not a curated record. Lineage: Eukaryota; Metazoa; Chordata; Aves; Galliformes; Phasianidae.
ACCUUUUGGGGGAUUUGCAAACCGAAUUACAUGCAUGUCCAGUGGGGGAAGGUUUAAUUUUGACGAUGGAGGGUCGUACUGUGGAGGCUGGGAGGACGGAAAGGCUCAUGGCCACGGAAUCUGUACCGGCCCCAAGGGUCAAGGUGAAUAUUCGGGCUCCUGGAGUCACGGCUUUGAGGUGUUGGGGGUCUACACUUGGCCCAGCGGCAACACUUACCAGGGCACCUGGGCGCAGGGCAAGCGCCAUGGCAUUGGCAUGGAGAGCAAGGGGAAGUGGGUGUACAAAGGAGAGUGGACCCACGGAUUUAAGGGACGGUACGGGGUCCGAGAAUGCACUGGAAAUGGGGCCAAGUAUGAAGGCACCUGGAGCAAUGGAUUACAGGAUGGCUACGGGACUGAGACCUACUCGGAUGGAGGGACGUAUCAGGGCCAGUGGGUCGGAGGGAUGCGCCAGGGGUACGGCGUCCGUCAGAGCGUUCCCUACGGCAUGGCUGCGGUCAUCAGGUCACCCCUGAGGACGUCCAUCAACUCCCUGCGCAGCGAGCACACCAACGGCACGGCCCUGCACCCCGACUCCUCGCCUGCGGUGGCCGGCAGCCCCGCCGUGUCCCGAGGUGGCUUUGUCCUCAUGGCCCACAGCGAUGCCGAGAUCCUCAAGAGCAAGAAGAAAGGCAUCUUCCGCCGGUCGCUGCUGAGCGGGCUCAAGCUCCGUAAGUCCGAGUCCAAGAGCUCCUUGGCCAGCCAGCGGAGCAAGCAGAGCUCCUUCCGCAGCGAGGCCGGGAUGAGCACGGUCAGCUCCACCGCCAGCGACAUCAACUCCACCAUCAGCUUGGGCGAAGGCGAGGCUGAGCUGUCUGUCAUCGAAGACGACAUUGAUGCCACCACUACCGAGAUCUACGUCGGAGAGUGGAAGAACGACAAGCGGUCGGGUUUUGGGGUGAGCCAGCGCUCCGACGGCCUGAAGUAUGAGGGCGAGUGGGCCAACAACAAGCGUCACGGCUACGGCUGCAUGACCUUCCCCGAUGGCACCAAGGAGGAGGGCAAGUACAAGCAGAACGUCCUGGUCAGUGGCAAGAGGAAGAACCUCAUCCCGCUGCGGGCCAGCAAGAUCCGCGAGAAGGUGGAUCGGGCCGUGGAGGCGGCCGAGAGAGCGGCCACCAUCGCCAAGCAGAAAGCGGAGAUCGCGGCCUCCAGGUAGGCACCGAGGGGACGUGGG